Pseudocercospora fijiensis CIRAD86 is the source of this 510-nucleotide messenger RNA. RefSeq lists its product as uncharacterized. The transcript is spliced from 5 exons. Lineage: Eukaryota; Fungi; Ascomycota; Dothideomycetes; Mycosphaerellales; Mycosphaerellaceae. Bases 1 to 510 code for a protein of 169 amino acids. The record is from RefSeq and is a predicted model, not a curated record.
AUGGGCAUGCACGCUGGUCUCAUGCGUGCGUGCGAGGGCCAGCUCCUCAAGGACUUCGACCCCAGCGGCACAUUUCGCCAACUCAACGACGACAAGAUCGAAACACGCCUAGAUAAUGCCAUCCCCGAUGGGUCAGAUGUGGACAACCUUGGAGAUCGUGUGCGGCGUCGAGACGUCUUCAUGUCUGGUGAUAACCAUGAUCUGGGAAUAUGUCUUCAUGCGCUACCUCUUUGGCAUGGACCGGCUGAGUCCAAAAUCAUAGACGUCCAAGAAGGCGUAAUGGCAGGUGGCAGCAGCACCUCUGCCGAACCCAACGCGAGCGCAGGUCGAAGCAGCGGCAGUUCAAAGACGUGGGGCAAUCCAAGCGAAAUGAUGCUUUUCUGUCGAUUCCGCAACUUCGGAAAAUUUGGUCGCGAUCACUCUCAGCUGAAGCUUGAACAGCCUCUUCAGCGCAUAAGUUAUGAACACAGCGCCACUGCCAGGAACGACAACAUCAACACCCCAUCGUAG